Scatophagus argus is the source of this 2975-nucleotide messenger RNA. RefSeq names its product MAK16 homolog (S. cerevisiae) (gene mak16). Gene Ontology annotation, biological process: maturation of 5.8S rRNA; maturation of LSU-rRNA. NCBI's taxonomy places the organism in Eukaryota, Metazoa, Chordata, Actinopteri, Scatophagidae. The coding region runs from base 1109 to 2038 and encodes 309 amino acids. Gene Ontology annotation, cellular component: preribosome, large subunit precursor; nucleolus. The transcript has 10 exons. The record is from RefSeq and is a predicted model, not a curated record.
GAAGUACUGCACUUUACGUGUGAAAAUAAGUAACUUUUGAUCAGUUGAACAUAUUAGCUUAAAAUGUAAUUAUACGUUAAUGUUGUGUUCACAUCUAAAAACCAAUGGAAGGUUAUGACAGCUUUUAGAAUAUGAAUGCAGAAUUAACAUGAAUAUUAUGGGAGUGUAUUUGCCCCCCAGAGCGCCAGGCGUCGCUGUUGCUUCACUUUAACAGCUGUCGCUCCCAUAAUGCACCCCUGCAAGAUAGACUUCAAAACUCCCGUUUCUUGGUUGUUAAUUGCGUUAAACAAACGCACGGAGCGACUGAGGGAUAUUCGGCGUAAGAUCACGAGAGGCGGGAAUAAGGAGCGCUGAGUCUCGGCACAUGUCACCGUCAGUGAAAGAGCUGGAGAGGCGGUACACACAUCCUCAGCGCCAUGUUGAACACAUGAUCUUUCCAGUUCAUGAGUAUGAUGAUCGGUGCGUUCACGGACGAUCCGUGAAAGGUGCAGCCUUUAACUUGUUACGCUCUGCGCCUCAGCCCUUCUGAUCCUGGACCGGAAAUAACGGUUAAAAGAGUUUAACAGGAAACACAAACAUCUUAAAAUCAUCGCUAGGUGGUGCGUUCCUACGCAACAAACACACACUGAGUGAGUAGUUAUGUCCAAAGUUACGCAUAAGAACUCUGACGCGGUACACCGUAUGUAGCUGAUUAAAUUAAUACGUUAAUAAACAUUAAUAAAUGUUGGUUUAUGGAGAAAAUGCACUUCCAAAUGUUAAAAAGAGGGAUGUGUUUACCAUCAGGAAUAAAUUAAAAAUCUGCCCUCCGUAACAAUCCCACAAUGAUACACACAAGUCCACUGCCAGGUAUCGCGAUACUUUGCGAGCGCCGAUGUUAUCUGCUUCCUGUCGUGCGCACCCCGGUACGCUAGGUGGCGGAGUGUGUGUGUUGGACGGGCUCACACCAGCCCACCUCACUUGUAAACCAAAAAUGGUGUCUCCCUGACCGUCCAUGUGGCUUUGACAACAGACAAACUCCCUCUUAAGUUCACGUUGACGUGUUUAAGUCCUUUGAAACAGCCGGCAGAAGCGUCACUUAAGCUGCGAGCAGCCCCGUCAGGAGCCGAAGAUGCAACACGACGACGUGAUCUGGGACAUCAUCGGGAACAAACAGUUCUGUUCCUUCAAAGUAAAGACGAAGACUCAGAACUUCUGUCGUAAUGAAUACAACAUCACGGGUUUGUGUAACCGCUCGUCGUGUCCGCUGGCCAACAGUCAGUACGCCACCGUCAGAGAGGAGAAAGGUCAGUGUUUCCUCUACAUGAAGGUGAUCGAGAGAGCAGCUUUUCCUGCCAAGAUGUGGGAGAAGGUGAAGCUCAGCAAGAACUACGAGAAAGCUCUGGAGCAGAUCGAUGAGAAUCUGAUCUACUGGCCCCGAUUCAUCAGACACAAAUGCAAACAACGUUUCACCAAAAUCACUCAGUACCUGAUCCGCAUGCGCAAACUGGUCCUCAAGAGGCAGAGGAAGCUGGUUCCCCUCAGCAGGAAGGUGGAGAGGAGAGAGAAGAGGAAAGAGGAGAAAGCUCUGAUCGCCGCUCAGCUGGACAACGCCAUCGAGAAGGAGCUGCUGGAGAGACUCAAACAGGGAACGUAUGGAGACAUCUACAACUUCCCGGUCCACGCCUUCGACAGAGCUUUAGAGCAACAGGACGUAGAGAGCGAGGAGGAGGAGGACGAGGACGAGGAGGAGGAGGAGGAGGACGAUGAGGACGUGGGGCGCAGAGAGUUUGUAGCAGAAGAAGACGUGGAGGAAAGCGACCUGAGCGACUUUGAGGACAUGAACAAACUGAAGACGAGCAGCGACGAGGAGGAGCAGGACGAGGAAGAGGAGUCGUCCAGUGAGGAGGAGGAGGAUGUGGAGGAGGAGGUGGAGACAAAGGCCUCUCGGUCCAAAGGCAAGUCUCCAGCAAACGGCUCGGCGGCCAGGAAGAAGCGGGCGUACGUGGAGAUCGAGUACGAGCAGGAGGCGGAGCCCUCCUCCAAGAGCCGAGCCACGUAGUGAUGUCACAAUGGACCUGUGAGGUCAGCGGGGCGUCUGCUGAGGACACGCCCUCCACAGUGUGACUCUGAAAGUUUUCUGACCUCUGCUGGUGUGAGGGCGGCAGCCGGGCCACAGAACAGACAGAGAAACCAGAACCAGAACCAGCCCGCCUCCCACUGGACCUCAGCCCCUACAAGCUACCUGCUAACAGUGGAACCAGUUUAUUAGCCGGACCAAACUGGGACCAGAACCAGUGUUGUUCUGUCCAACCCGCUUCUACCUGAAUAAACUGAAUGUAUUAACACCAUGAGGAGGCGACUCGGGACAGAACACAUCAGUCUGAGCUCGGGGUACCUAAUAAACUGGACACUGAGUGAGCAGUCUGACAGUUCAGCUCCUCCAUCACAACUCAGAGUAACCACAUUAAAGGGUCAGUUCACCCAAAGUGAACCUUUCUGUUCUGCAGCGGCAUCCCACUGAAAGCUACGAGGCACAAUCCUUCAAGCCCAUUUCUGCCAGUGACAGACGACUUACAGACCAAAACCACCGAGUACUCGGCUGAGACAAGUACCACAGAGUACAACAUGUUCUGAGUACUCGUGAUGAAGGAAAACUGAGUCGGCAGCUGAAGCUCAGUACUCGCUCAUCCUGAUCAGAACAUAAUAUUACCAAAGCAAAUCAACAUCGUCUGCUGCAAAGUCGACUUAAUCUCUUUAAACGUGAUUAUAAAUGAGAUACAAAAUGUUCCCAGAAUAAAUCAGAUUCUUGCUGGCAGAAAUGGGCUUCUGUGAGUAACACAACUAUUCAACUGUGCUUAAAAUGUGAGAUUUCUUGUCCAGAAUAAAUUUUGUUGAUGAAACUACACAAAGUGACUUUAACUCUUAACUUAAAAACUGUUUCAUGUCAUGUCUGUUUUGUUAGUGACAAACAUAAAUAAAAGUCCAAUGAGCUUGUG